Messenger RNA from Acanthisitta chloris (rifleman), 406 nucleotides. RefSeq names its product olfactory receptor 14A16-like. Gene Ontology annotation, biological process: G protein-coupled receptor signaling pathway. The record is from RefSeq and is a predicted model, not a curated record. Gene Ontology annotation, cellular component: membrane. The annotation marks the transcript as partial. Gene Ontology annotation, molecular function: olfactory receptor activity; odorant binding. Lineage: Eukaryota; Metazoa; Chordata; Aves; Passeriformes; Acanthisittidae. The transcript has a single exon.
AAACUGCAUAGUUAAUUAACAGUUCUUCUGUGAAAUCCCCCAGAUCCUCAAGAUUUCCUGCUCUCACUCCUACCUCAGGAAACUUGGGCUCAUUGUGGUUAGUUCUUUUUUAUUAUUUGGCUGUUUUGUUUUCAUUGUAUUCUCCUAUGUGCAGAUCUUCAGGGCUGUGCUGAGGAUCCCCUCUGAGCAGGGACAGAGCAAAGCCUUUUCCACCUGCCUUCCUCACCCGAUUGUGGUCUUGCUGUUUGUCAGCACUGGCAUGUUUGCCUACCUGAAGCCUCCCUCAAUCUCCUCCCCAACCCUGGACCUGGCACUGUCAGUUCUGUACUCAGUGGUGCCUCCAGUGCUGAAUCUUCUCACCUACAGCCUGAGGAACCAGGCUGCAGUGUGGACACUGAUAUCUUGA